Molecule: messenger RNA, 4697 nt
Organism: Agelaius phoeniceus (red-winged blackbird)
Lineage: Eukaryota; Metazoa; Chordata; Aves; Passeriformes; Icteridae
Gene: GTF2I
Product: general transcription factor IIi
Cellular component (GO): nucleus
Molecular function (GO): DNA-binding transcription factor activity
Source: RefSeq, a predicted model, not a curated record
GCGCGAGGAGCGGGGCCGCUCGGGCAGCGCCGAGAGCCCGCGGAAAAACCCCCGCUGCCCCGGCGCUCCUCCCGCAGCCGUGCGGCGUCUCCAGCCACAGGAACCGGGCUACCUGCGCCCGGCGCGGGAGAAAAAUGGCUCAAAUUCUUGGACCAACAACAUCCAUCCAUGAUGAGGAAUCCUUGGAAAGCAGAAUGGUGGUUACAUUCCUCAUGUCAGGACUUGAGUCAAUGUGUAAAGAACUUUCCAAAUCCAAGGCAGAAAUUGCCUGUAUUGGUGUAUUUGCAAGAAAUGUUUUUGUUGUUGGAACUGAGAGAGGAAAAGCCUUUGUCAACUCUAGGGAAGAUUUUAAGACGGAUUUUAUGGAAUACUGUGUUACAGAGGAGGGCAGGCCUCCAGAACUGCAGAAAACAAAGACUACACCAGCUGUAAACAGACAGAUGCUGGAUGCUGAGGAGCUGGAGGCACUUAGAAAGUCUGUGGAGGAGUUUUUCUGCUUUUCCUAUGGUAAAGCUUUAGGAAAGUCAACGGCAGUACCUGUGCCAUAUGAAGAGAUUCAGAGGAACCAGUCUGCUGUGAUAGUGCAGGGCCUGCCUGAAGGAGUCACAUUUAAACAUCCAUCAAAUUAUGAUGUUUCCACCCUGAAAUGGAUUUUGGAAAAUAAAUCAGAGAUCUCAUUUAGUAUCAACAGGCCUUUCCUAGAACCAAAGAAACAGAUAGAAGCUGAUGUGACAGCUCCUUCACGUUCAGUUAUACCCCCAUGUGAAAGUUGUCCUCCUGUUAAUGUGAAAACGGAACCAAGCAAGGAUUCUGAGACCAAUGAGGAUCAUGGAAUUUCUUCCAAAUUGUCAACAGUAACAAUGAAACAGGAAAGAGAUGAUCCUAACUACUAUCAGUUUAAUACUCCAGCAGGCCCUUCCAAAACAGCAGAGGUAGAUGAAAACAUUGCUCCUGGAAAAAGUUACACAGAGGCCUCCCAGAAUGACUCAUCAGACACAAGUGAGGAUUCUGAGGCUGAGUUCAGUAAUGAAGAUGAUGUUGAUGUUGGUGAUGAUAAUGAUGAUGAUGACGAGUACAUGCCCCCUGAAGAGAGCUUGAGGAGCCCCAGUUCAGCUCCUGAAGCUGCCAAUACUGGGAGAAGAAAUGCUGAAGAAUUCAGUUUUGAGACCUCCCACCAUGACAUGUCAGAAAUAAGUGAGAAACCUGAGGUUGAGGUCACCAUUGAAGAAGAUGAUGAUGACUACCUACCACCUGACAAGAGACAGAAGAGCACCAAGUCGGGUAAUGAAGGGGCCAGUGCUGGGAGAAGAAAUAGAGAAGACUCCAAUUCUGAUUCCUCCCAGAAUGACUCCUCAGAAGCAAGUGAGGAUUCUGAGGCUGAAAUCACUAGUCAAGAUGAUGAUGAUGAUGAGUACCUGCCCCCUAGCAGGAGAAAGAGGAGGAGGAACACCAGGUCGGCUAAGGAAACUGCCAAUAGAAGGAGAAGAAAAGCACAAUAUUUCAACUGCAAUUCUUCCCAACAUGACAUGUCAGAAAAAAGUGAGGAUCCUGAGGUUGAAGUCACUUUUGAUGAUGAUGAGGAUGACUACCCACCACCUGACAAGAGACAGAGGUGCAGCAAUUCAUCUAGUGAAGAUGCCAGUGUUGAGAGAAGAAAAGAAGAAGACUUCAAUUGUGAGUCCUCCCAGCCUGACUCGUCAGAAACAACUGAGAAUCCUGAGGUUGAGGUCACUGUUGAAGAUGAUGAUGAAGACAAUCUGCCACCUGACAAGAGACUUAAGAGCAAUAAUUUGGCAAAUGAAUCUUCCGAUGCUGAGAGAAAAUCUGAAGAGUUCAGUUCUGAGAUCUCCCACCAUGACAUGUCAGAAACAAGUGAGAAUCCCGAGGUUGAGGUCACCCUUGAAGAUUCUGACCAUACCUACGUGUACCGUGAGAGGAGACGGAGGAGCACCAGGUCGGUCAAUGAAGAGUCCAAUACUCAGAGAAGAAAUGAAGAGUUCAAUUCUGAUUCCUCCCAGCAUGAUUCAUCAGGAGGAAGUGACGUUUCUGAGGCUGACCUCACUAGUGAAGAUAAUGAUGAUGACUACGUACCCAGUGAGAGGAGACAGAGGAGCCCCAAGUCAGCCAGCGACUCAGGCAGCAGUGGGAGAAGCAGAGGAAUAAGGUUCAAUUUUGACAAAUGGAAUACACGAAUCACAGACUUGAGAAAGGAAGUUGAAGUGCUGUUUGAGAAAAAAUAUGCUGAAGCUAUGAAAGUAGAGGGCCCAGUACGUGUCCCAUAUGCAACCUUCCAGUCCCAUCCAGAGGAUUUGAUUGUGGAAGGGCUGCCAGAUGGGAUUCCCUUCAGGCGCCCGGCCACGUACGGCAUCCCCCGGCUGGAGAGGAUCCUGCUGGUCAAGGACCGCAUCCGCUUCAUCAUCAAAAAGCCUGAACUUCUGAAUUCAACAGAUCCUCCAGUGGUCAAUACAGCUUCAACAGUCUCAAACACAGCGAAAGAGGACUGGCAUUCCAGAGUCACCAAACUGAGAAAGAUGGUAGAUCAACUUUUCUGUAAAAUGUAUGCCAAGGCUUUGGGGAGCAAAGACCCCAGAGCUGUUCCAUACAAGAAAUUUGAAGUUUAUCCAACUGACCUCUACGUUGAAGGGCUGCCAGAGAACAUCCCCUUUAGGAGUCCCUCCUGGUAUGGAAUCCCUUGCCUUGAACAAAUAAUUCAAGUGGGCCACAAAAUAAAAUUUGUGAUCAAAAGGCCAGAGCUGCUAAAUCACGUUUCAAACGAAGGUACCCAGCACAGGUCAAACCCUCAAGGGAGAGAAGAUUGGAAUUCCAAGAUCACAAAGCUAAGAAAGCAAGUAGAAGAUAUAUUUAGUGUGAAGUUUGCCGAAGCUCUGGGGGUUUCAGAGUCAGUGAAAGUUCCCUAUUCUGUGUUUGAGUCAAACCCUGACUCCUUGGUGGUGGAAGGUUUGCCAGAAGGAGUCCCCUUCCGGAGCCCCACGUGGUUUGGAAUCCCGCGCCUCGAGAGGAUCAUCCGUGCCAGUAACAAAAUCAAAUUUAUUAUUAAGAAGCCUGAUCUUAUCAUUUCCCAUUUGCCUCUAAGACUGGCUAGUAAAUUAAAGAAAAAAGGAACUGGCCCAAGGACUUCCAAAAGGUCACGAAGUUCUUCAGAAAAUUCAAGUGUUCCAGAGAUUGAAGUUACUAUUGAAGAGAGUCCUAAAAAAGACCAAACCACAAAUGCAGAAACUAAUUCUGAUCCCAAUGGCUCCAAUGCAAAUUCAAAGCAACAAGGAAAAGACUUUUCUUUUGAGCUGUGGAAUGCCAAAAUCAAUGACUUGAAGGACAAAGUAGAAAAUAUGUUUAAUGAAAAAUGUGGAGAAGCUCUGGGUCGCAGUGGGCCAGUGAAGGUGCCAUAUGCACUGUUUGAUGCCUACCCUGAGGAUUUCCACGUGGAAGGAUUGCCUGAGGGGGUGCCCUUCCGCCAGCCUACCACCUUUGGGAUUCCCAGACUAGAGAAGCUCCUGAGGAAUAGAUCUAAAAUAAAAUUUAUUAUUAAAAAGCCUGAGGUGUUUGAGGCAGCUAUCAAAGGAAAUUCUGGUAGAAGCUCCCAAGGAAAAAAUAAUUCCUCCAGUAAUGCCAAUACAGCAAGGACCACAAAAAACACAGUGAAAACAGCUGAAAGUGCUGAAGACCUAAACAUUGUUAAAGUAACCAUAAAAGAUGAUGAAAAUGAGCGACUGCCAAAAGCAGAAAAUGCCAGACAAUUGAGAGAGCAAGUAAAUGAUCUUUUUAGCCAGAAAUUUGGUGAAGCCACUGGUAUGAAUUUUCCUGUGAAAGUUCCCUACAGAAAAAUCACUAACAACCCUGGCUGUGUGUUGGUGGAUGGACUGCCUCCAGGUGUGGCAUUUAAAGCACCCAGUUAUCUGGAACUCAGCUCAAUGAGGAAGAUUUUGGAUUCAGCAGAGUUCAUCAAGUUCACUGUCAUUAAGCCAUUUCCAGGACUUGUGAUUAACAAUCAGCUGCUAGAAGAAGCUGAAGCACAAGCAGAAUCACCAGCAGCAGCCCCUACCACAGCAGUUCUACCAGAGCCAGCUGAACCAAGCCAGAUAGAAGUAUCUCUAGGAGAUAACACAGAAACAGAAGAAGAGUUUCAAAUAAAGCAAGAUCCAGACCUGACCUAGACCUCAUCAAUACUGGUCAGAAGCUGCCUGUUCUGAGAAGAGCCUGCUCGGCCUGUCUAGAGCUGUGUAAUAUAACUGUAUAAGAGAAGUAUCUUCUAUACAAACUCUUUUGUACUAUUAUAUAGAAAUGUCUACUUUUUCAGCAGUUCUGUGAAUUGACCUAAUAAUGACUGUAGAUUUGGAUUGUAUGAGUUUACUUUGGAAUAUAUUUUAAGGACUAAAUUUGAUGCAGCAAUGCUGGGGAGAUGGCAGGGAUUAAAAUCAACAGGGACAUAGCUCAGGCUGUAUACAUUUUCCAAUAAAGCUGAAUUUCACUGUACCUGAAUGCAUCCUAACUUUUGUAAUGAAAAAAUUCCUGCAAAGAGUUCCAUUUGUUUACUUUGGAGGAAAAAACCCUCUACAUUAAUUUUCUGCUAUUACUUUAAUGUCUCAUUGGACAACAAUAUCUGUAUAUUUGAAUUAAUUUUUCCUAUUAUAUCUAUCAUAAUUAAUAUGUUUUUCCUAAAUAAAAGAUAAAAUUAUCUA